CUGAACCCCAAACAAUCGUUCUCGCGAUGAACUGCCAAUUUUGCGCCCGACGAGCACUCAGCCUCUUCUCAAGACCCUCUACAUAUGUAAAUCCAUCGGUCUCUGCGCGGCAAGCCCACUACAAACCAAAACGACAGUCGGAUUCCUUCCCCGACGCUCGCCCAUCGCGUAACUAUCCUACGAGAUCGCCAAAGGCAGUCGCAACUACAACCUUCGACGAGGCUACAGCAGAAUGGAAAGAGGAGAAAUCGGAUCGCCCUGCGUGGCAAGCUGAGAAGGAGGCUAUGAAGAAAAAGCUAAACGGUGAAGCCUGGAAUCCGCGCAAGAAGCUGUCGCCCGACACCAUGGAAGGCAUCCGGCAUUUAAAUCAAUCCCAACCCGAGAAGUUCACCACACCAGUACUUGCCGACCACUUCAAAGUCUCGUCCGAAGCCAUACGGCGCAUACUGAAGAGUAAAUGGCGGCCGUCCGACGAAGAGCACGACGAGCGCAUGCGGAGAUGGGACAGCCGAGGCGAAAGAAUUUGGUCGAACCUAGUUGAAAUGGGUAUCAAGCCGCCGAAGAAGUGGAGAGAGAUGGGUGUUGGCCGCGCAGACAACAGCGACAGACGUCCCAUAUGGAAGGCACGUAGGAGGAACCAGGUUGAGGUCAGGGACAGUGCUCCUGAAUCAUUCCUGCCCGAGGAAGACAUCAUACCGACUGUGGAUGCGCCUGGCAGGCGAAAACCGAUAUCAACCACACCGCUGACGGACAGGCUGUAAGGCUUCGGUGAAGUCGUCAUACGGGCGACUGCAUGCCAUACAUACUUCUACAGGGGCCAGGCCAUUGACUGCCCCUGCGGCGCCUGUUAUACAGGCUGUCCGUACAAUGCCGAUCAAUGGCGUUAUCAAUCAAGUGAACAGAGGCGAAUGCAUCUGCGUCAUAAACGGGUUGACACGACUAUCGAACACCUGUGGGCUUGUGUUGAUAAUUCAAUUCAAAAGACCAUAGAGGGACAGACGCUGCAGAUGCAGCGGAACACAGUGUGUGGGCGAAUGCGAAAUGCAAUGAGCCACCCCUGAGCUUGGGCAUCGUAUCUGCCAUCAACUUGAAGUACGAGUGGGAUUGGCUUCUAGCAAAGACUCGUGAGGUUCGAGUAUCCAGCGAGUGUCAUCCCUCAGAUUACAAACUCGAUAAUCCAUCGCGGAAUCAGAUAGCAAAUCAAUAAAGCUAACUGACCCU
This is a messenger RNA of Boeremia exigua, 1221 nucleotides long. RefSeq names its product required for respiratory growth protein 9, mitochondrial. The record is from RefSeq and is a predicted model, not a curated record. Gene Ontology annotation, cellular component: nucleus. Lineage: Eukaryota; Fungi; Ascomycota; Dothideomycetes; Pleosporales; Didymellaceae. The coding region runs from base 27 to 761 and encodes 244 amino acids. The transcript has a single exon.